AUGCCCACCGAGGAUCCCUUGCAAGUUCUCAUGAAAAAGCUUUCGGGACUUUUGGAUUCAACUUCGACAAAAAAUUUGGCAAGCUUGCGUGUUGCGGUUGAAAAAACCUAUGAGACUCUAUCGGAGUCACAGAAAUCUGAUGUCUUAGAAGUGAUUGGUAAAGUACCUUGUGCUAUGGCUGGGAUGCUGGUUCAAAAGCCAUCACAAGUUGCCGGUCGAAAGACCCUCUUUUGCAAAGAAUGUGACUUUGGUCAGCAUGCAAAUGGAGAGAAGUCCAAGAGUGACAUCCGUGCCUUUGAAGAGCUGUGGGCGAUUUUCGACUUCAUCUUGCCAAAGCUCACGCGCACCCCUGGUCCCCGGAUAGGGGCAAUGAUCACCCUAAGAAGGAUUCUCAUGCACUCCCCCAGCGUCGAUCAGAUGCAUCUUUCGGCAUCUACGCCCGGGGAAUUCUGCCUUCAUUCUCUGCGUAGCUCUAUUCGCGAACUUCGUGUUGCAACUGGGCACUCGGUCGUGGCUUUUGUUCGAUCAUCUCUGCCAUCAGAAAUUCGCCGUGCCAAUUUUGUGAUAGUACUUGAGUGGCUUAAAAAUUUGGCUGAGAAGAAUGACAUGCCUCUUCAUGAAGCAUGCGUACUGACACUCUGCCAACUUGCAAAAUUUUCUGAUGAAGAGGAGCGCAACAUAAUUCUAUUGCGUCUAUUGGAGUAUCUUGGUCACCCAAACCCUUACAUCUGCGCGGUUGCAUAUAAUGAGCUGUUCAAGCUUGCUCAGCAGUUUGCACUGACGCCCGCCGGCUUGUUUCGCCCUUACUGGAGGACGCUCUCGGUGGCUGUCGUCAAAAAUCUUCAAUCCAGACCCUAUAUGGCAGAACAACUCUGUGAACUGUUGGGAAUGAAGGUUGACAGCUUUCUUCGGCUCACAGAGGUACAUGUCCUCCCUUAUCUCGUUUUGACUAGAAAAAGAGAUAUCAUCUGCAGGAUCGGUGCGGGCCGUACUGAAGGAGAGACGCCAUUUGAUGUCUGCUCAGAGAAGAAUAACCUCGCCGCAAUUCUCGCCUUUCUUCUGGCUCAAGAGUCCAAUAACCCUGAGGUAAUGAUCAUGUCUCUUCUCGCCGAGAUAGAUCCUGCCUUCAAAGGUAGGACUCUAGCAGAGUUAGUACGAAUCGAGCCAAUUCUCAUCGCUUGCGAUUUGUUGAAGAGCCUUGGGGGCGCCGGUGAGCAUAACAAGGAGAGAUUCCACCAAGCCCUUCGUCGCCUAGCUACGUUUGUUCCACGAAAGGUCACUCACGGAAAUUCGGCCAAGAAGGCUGAUUUAUUGAGCCACUUCAUUGAAGAGCACGUUCUUGGUAUCAUCACGCAGUUUGCAAAUGCCAUCAAUGAUUUCCAAGUACGGCAAACACUCGCCGAAAAGAAACGAAAUCUGAAGGCGAUCGAGGAGAUGAUCAAUAUUUCCCGAGGCCAUGUCAGUAACGCAUUGCCCCAAGUCUGCGCAUGUCUGCGUUCUGCGCUCGAUAUCGAAGAACUUUGUGAUCACGCCUUCUCGGCCUGGAAGACAUUGAUCAGUUCGCUCAGUGAAGAAGAUAUUGAGCCGCUGGUUGACCAGACCUUUGCCAUUGUUAUCAAGUAUUGGCAGACUUUGACCGGAGACAGCAGGGCUCACGCUUAUCAACUCAUUGAUCAUAUUCUCACCAAUUUCCCGAAUCUUGUCCGGGAUACAUUCAACACUAUGCCGUCGCUUGCCCCCAUUCCUGAAAUGGCUGCACUUGAGGCAAGGAUCAAUGAGCUGCGAGCUGAUAUGGAUGUUCGAAGCCGAUUCUUAGCCUUGAUUCGCCGCUGUCAAAGUGAGAAUGCCACGGUCGUUGAACAAGCGUUGGGGGAGUUAUUACCUUUUCUCGCCACGAAUGAAGAGUUCCUACAUGUGUCUGUUCUCAGCGAGCAACCGGACCCUGUCAUUGCACAGUUGACAAGAGUGCUACUGGACUGCUGUGUCAAAUUUAACACCAGUUCCGACUGUAUCACCUUGUUGUCUGCUCGAUGUCUGGGUCACGUUGGAUGUCUCGAUCCGAAUCGCGUUGAGACUAUCAAGGAGAAGAAAGAUAUACUCGUAUUGUCCAAUUUCGACCGCAUGGAAGAGACAGUGGAAUUUGUUCUUUUCUUCCUACAGAAUGUGCUGGUUGAAGCAUUCCUUUCCGCUUCCAAUACUCGCGCCCAGGGGUUCCUUGCAUAUGCCAUGCAAGGGCUCCUCAAGAUUGUUCACCUACAUACAGCGGUUACUCAGCGGUCCCGAGAUCUCCAAGGUGAUGAGAAGUACCAAAGAUGGAUGGAGCUACCAGAGGGCAUUCGGAAUACGUUGACUCCUUUCCUCACUUCGACGUACACCGUAACCAUUGUUGCAACUAACCCAAAAGUUGAAUAUCCUUUGUUUUCUCCCGAGAAAACUCAUAGUGAAUGGCUUCGAGGCCUGGUGCAAGAUCUGCUUCAAACCGGUAAUGCAGACAACGCUCGACUGAUUUUCACGGUCUGUAGUCGCGUUGUGAAAGGACAAGAUAUCUCCAUAUCUUCGUUCCUUCUUCCAUUCGCUGUUCUCAAUCGUGUUGUAGGGGGUACUGUGCAAGAGCAGGAGGACAUACAAAAAGAGCUGCUGAACGUGCUUUCCCACCCUCUUCCAGAUACCACCAACCAUGCCCGCGAGACAAUUAUAUGCUGCAGUCAGGAUCGCUUCCAGAGCGUCUUCGAUGUCUUAGACUACCUCUCGCGUUGGCUUCAGGGCAAGAAAAAACAGCUCAAUGGCAUGGGGAAUCAAAACCAGUCUUACCAAUCCAGCCGCUCCCACAAAGAUACUAGUCGGGAUACUCUCCUUGAAAAAUAUUCUUCACAAAUCAAAUCUGUCGAGAACCUUCUAAGCUCGAUCCCGCCUGAAAUUAUCUCCAAGCGUGCGGUGGAAUGCAAGUCUUUUUCCCGGGCCUUGUUCCAUUGGGAACAAUACAUUCGCAAAUGCAAUUCACGUGAAGAGCCUCAGGGGGCCUCUAGUUCGGAGCACCUGUAUCAGCGACUACAGGAUAUCUAUAGUCAAAUAGACGAACCCGACGGGAUCGAAGGCAUAUCAAGUCAUUUAUCAGUCUUGAAUGUUGAUCAGCAGGUCCUAGAGCACCGGAAGGCAGGAAGAUGGGCUACCGCACAGAGCUGGUAUGAGCUCCAGCUUGAAAAGGAACCUGCAAACAUGGAAGCUCAGUGGAACCUUAUCACCUGCCUGAAAGAGUCUGGUCAACACGAUGCGAUUCUCACCCGGUUUGAAGCCCUUAGAGAGAAUGAAGGAAUCGCCACGUCUCGGUUCCUUCCAUUCGCUAUAGAAGCUUCAUGGAUAACGGGGCGAUGGACGAAGCUCAAAGGCUACCUUGAUUUAUGUGCCCGGCAAGGCACUGGUGACUUCAAUGUUGGAAUUGGGUCAGCUCUCCAUAUGCUCCAAGGACGAAGAGACAGUGACGGGAAGGUUUCAACAGAGAAGUCGCAAGAAUUCACCAGGACCGUCAAUGAUCUUAGACUGAACAUUGCAAAGUCCUUGACAGCCAAUUCCGUGACUUCUUUACAAUCUUGUCAUGACGAUAUGCUCAAAUUACAUGCGCUGACAGAUGUUGAAGCCAUUGCAAACUCUCGGAGUAAACUCAUUCCAUAUGCGGACUUGCCAUCUGCUUUGACGCGGCGGCUGGAUGUCUUGGGAGGGUAUAUUGCAGACAAGCAGUACCUUUUGGGCGUGAGACGAGCAGCAAUGGAAUUGACCGGUGACUUUGAUGAUGCUGAUAUCUCGACCGCGUGGCUUACGAGUGCCCACCUCUCCCGAAAGGGCAACUUCACUAGUCAGGCAUACCAUUCAAUGCUCAAUGCAGCCAGACUCAAAGACCAGGCGGCUACCAAUGAGCACGCCAAGCUUCUCUGGCAAGAUGGGCACCAUCGGAAAGCUAUCCAGACAUUGGAAGGAGCUAUUGCUACUAGUGAAACGGCCCCGUCAGCAUCUAAUUCGGUUGAAUCGGAUACUGCAUCUUUUGCCUCUGGUCGCGGGAGAAAACAAAAUGAUGUCUCUGCCAAGGCCCAUCUCAUGUUAGCAAAAUGGACGGACAGAGCUGGCCAGACCCACUCACAGGCUAUUGUCCAGCGAUAUCGAGAAGCCAUCAAGCUAUAUCCAAGGUGGGAGAAGGCCCACUACUACUUGGGAAAGCAUUACAACAAGAUACUCGAUUCAGAGAAGGCCAAGCCUAUGGGCAAAGAGGCUCAAAUUUACCUGAGUGGAGAAGCUACCAAGCUAGUGAUUGACAAUUACCUUCGAUCGCUGACGUAUGGAAGCAAAUAUGUCUUUCAGACACUACCGAAACUUCUGACUCUAUGGCUCGAGCACGCAUCCAUUGUUGACCAGCCUCUUGACCCCAAGAGAGGAGAUAAUGAGGAAUUCCAGAGACAUACCAAAGCACAGCGUCAAAAGAGUUUGGAUGAAAUGCACGCGCAACUCAGAAAAUACAUCUCGUCUCGUCUACAGCCAGCUCUAUUGUUCACUAUACUGCCACAGGUGGUUGCCCGAAUCUGCCACCCUAAUACCACUGUCUAUGAUCUCCUUACACGUAUUGUGGCCAAGGCUGUUCAUCAUUUCCCGCAGCAGGGCCUAUGGACAGUUCUUGCGGUGGUGAAAUCUUCUAACAGGGAUCGGGCUUCGAAAGGCUAUAACUGCCUUCAGAAAAUCACGGAUUACACCAACAAACACAAGGCAGACGCGACGGGAUCUGAUAUUCGACGCAUGAUAAACCAAGGUCAAAAAUUCGCCGAAGAAUUGCUGUCAUUGUGUCUUGCACGGGUCGAAGACCGGGUCUCUCUGAUUCAUCUUGCUCGACAUGUUGGAUUCAACCACAAGGUUGCGCCAUGCCGGCUUGUGGUGCCAUUCCAAGCUAUGUUGAUUCCAAGUCUCCCAGCAAGCCAUGACAUGGAGUAUCUGAAAGGGUUCAGGGCCUUCCCCCGUGACCCAACUACAAUUGAAGCCGUACUCGAUGAGGCCCAGAUUCUCAACUCCCUCCAAAAGCCCCGACGGAUCAGCAUUCGAGGCUCCGAUGGGAAGAUUUACAAUGCGCUUUGUAAACCCAAGGACGAUCUACGAAAAGACCAGCGUCUCAUGGAAUUCAACAACUUGAUCAACCGAUCUUUGAAGAGGGAUGUUGAAGCGAGUAAACGAAGGAUGUACAUCAAGACUUACGCCGUGACCCCCUUGAAUGAAGAGUGCGGCCUCAUUGAAUGGGUCGACAACCUCCGCACUCUAAGAGAAAUUGUCAUCAAACUUCUCCGGGAAAGGGGCAUCUCACCAAAUUACACCGAAAUCAAGCAUUAUCUGAAUGAGAUUUGCGGAGACCGCACGAACACUAAGCUGCAUCUUUUCACAACUAAGAUCCUCGCAAAGCUUCCACCGGUGUUGCAUGAAUGGUUUGUUGAGAUGUUCCCAGAAACUGAGGCUUGGUUUACUGCAAGAUUGCGAUACACUCGGUCUUCGGCCGUGAUGUCUAUGGUUGGCUAUGUUCUAGGACUGGGGGAUCGGCACGGUGAAAACCUAUCCUUCGAGGAAGGUACCGGUGGUAUUCUCCAUGUCGAUUUCAACUGUCUUUUUGACAAGGGACAAACUUUCGAAAAGCCUGAACUCGUGCCGUUUCGACUCACCCACAAUAUGAUUGAUGCCUUCGGCGCCUACGGUUACAAUGGGCCCUUUCGACGGACCUGCGAGAUAAGCCUGGGCCUCUUGCGACAAAACGAAGAUGCGUUGAUGACUGUCCUGGAAACCUUCCUCCAUGACCCAACUACCGAUUUCAUUGGGAAACGACGGCGCAAUCAUACUAAUGUCCCCGACACACCCGCUGGUGUCCUAGAGGACGUUCGUAAUAAGCUGCGGGGGUUCAUGUCCAAGCAACCCAUUCCACUUUCGGUGGAUGGUCAGGUCGAUGAACUCAUCGUGCAAGCAACCGAUAAGAAGAACUUAGCAGCAAUGUACAUCGGAUGGUGCGCCUUCUUUUAA
Penicillium chermesinum is the source of this 6036-nucleotide messenger RNA. RefSeq names its product phosphoinositide-3-kinase-related protein kinase family protein. Gene Ontology annotation, biological process: DNA damage checkpoint signaling; protein phosphorylation; telomere maintenance. NCBI's taxonomy places the organism in Eukaryota, Fungi, Ascomycota, Eurotiomycetes, Eurotiales, Aspergillaceae. Gene Ontology annotation, cellular component: nucleus. The transcript has 23 exons. The coding region runs from base 1 to 6036 and encodes 2011 amino acids. The record is from RefSeq and is a predicted model, not a curated record. Gene Ontology annotation, molecular function: protein binding; protein serine/threonine kinase activity.